CCUGCGUUUCGUUGUAAGAGGGUUUUACCAUUACCUCUCAACAAGAACAACCACUGAUAGCAUUUUUUUCCUUUUUUUUCGCUCUGAGGUGAGCUAAAAUUCAUCAUUUUCGCACAACAGUUCGUGUGAAUUUGAUUCCGUAAAGACACGACAGCAAAGCUUUCAGCAAGCAGAAGAGACAAUAUACUUUUUUUCGGGACAGAAUAGCUAGCAAGGGGAAGUCAAUAACUCGAAAUCUGGGCAGUGCAGGCAGUAUCAGGACGUCAGGAUAAGAACUUCGUAAAAACCUCUUCGGUAUCGCAUUUUUUCUUGCGAUGCCAACCGCUUUUUAGAAAAUCCAAUGUGGUUUCUGCAGACGCGCUACUUUAGAAACCGAGAGGACGAACCAAAGCAGGCGACGCAGACGAACAGGUCUUCCACCACCCCGAAUAAGGCGACACUCGGAUCCUCGAGCCGACAGAACAGCGGCACCAACCUGCAUCGCGGGUCGCAGAGCAGCCAGAAAAUCAACACGCUGAGCAAGAGCCCGCGUCGCAACCGCCAAGCAAACAGUCCGGCCCGGGUCGUGAGCACCACGACAACUACAACCCGGUUACCCUCCACCUCUCCCUCGGUUUCGCCCUCCGGAAGGAGGAAGCGCCGUGCGCACGUCGAAUCCACUCCGACGCUGAACGUAUCAAAUGCAAAAAUGUCUGGGUCUGGAGGAGUGCGGACAUUUGUGAUGCAGUUUUUGCCUAGCCCGGAUUGUCUAGUUUGCAAGCCCUAGCAUUACAGAUCCCGAGUAGGUAAUCUCGAUGCCUAAUCCGCAUGACAAAUGCUCUUUUUCUGUAACAGGAAGCGGGACCUUUUGCUGACCAUGCAACAUGGCAGAUUUUGUCAUGAUGUAGAAUUUGCAUCACAAAUUCGAAUCCAUCCAGACCCAGGCAUAUUUGCAAUGCAUAGAACGCCAGUGGAAGCAAAAUGAACGCGACGCAGUCGUUGAUUCAGAAGUGGGGCGCGCCCAGCCUCUCCCGCAACGCCAGUGCGUCGCACCAGAACAAGCGCACGAUCAGUGGCGACACGACCAAAGCGCCGUCUUCGAAGGAGUCGCUGCAAUCUCUGCCGUCGAAAAACAACGAAGUCGUGGUGCAGCAGGGAGGACAUCAACAACCGCAGCAGAAUGAGCAGCAGAUGCAGACUCCGUCGAAGAACUUUGUGCAGCUCGGACCGCAGCAAACGAUGUACGCCGCGGGUAACACCCCCUCGGGCUUGUUCAACGUGGACCGGUCCAGUCGUGUGCUCCUGUCCGAUAGCCCUAGCAAACUGUACACGGGUCACACGAACGGCAGCGCACCGACGCCGGAGCACCAUCAGCACGGUGGGGCUGCUUCUGCAGCCGCAGCGAUGGUGGAGCAUGAGGUAAGUACUUCCACUUACUAACAGAAUGGGUGUUUGUGAACACAGCUUCUUCCUCCAUUUUUUUCCUUGGCGAAUCAAGCGAUAGACUUGUGGGUACAAAUAAAUUCUUGAGCUCUACCAUGUAUCCUAGCCCCUCGUUUGUUUCUCCUUUUUGCGCGAGUGAAGCAUGUCGCAAAAUUCAUGCGUGACAAAUCAACGAUUUACUGUUCCAAAGUAAAAAAUUAGGAACACGAAAUCCCGGAUCUUGGUACGGCCCGGUUCGACAUUCGCAAUUUCCUGGGUUCUGGUGGUGAAGGCGUCGUCUACGAAGCGUUUGAUCGCGUGAACAAUGAGUUGUGCGCUCUCAAGGUCGGCAACCGCACAGCGCAGAAGAACAAGGGUUUCGAGAAGGAGUACGCGAUCUACAGUCACUGCGUGAAGCACCGUGUGUCCGCCAUCCCGCGUCUGUUCGACACCAGAAUUGCUGCGCUGCACGGCUCGCACUCAGAGCAGGAUCCCAAGCCGGACUACCUGGCACUCGAGCUGUUCGGACCCAGCAUUCGCAUGAUGCUGCUAUCAAAUGCAAAAAUGUCUGGGUCUGGAAGAAUGCAGACUCGUCAUGCAUAUUUUGUAUGAUGAUUGAUGUCUCUAAUGCAUGAUCUAGCAACACAGAUUUUUAGGUAGCUUCCUAAUGCCUAUUCCGCAUGAGAAAUGCCCUCUCCGCGUAUACACAAACUGGAGUCCUGUUGCUGGUCAUGCAAUACAGAUUCUUUUGGAAUCCAAAGACAGCAUUACAAGUCGCAGAAUCGUCCAGACCCAGACAUUUUUGCAAUCCAUAGCUGCAGGCGGUCUGCAACAAGCGCGCACAGCAGAUCGAACAGGGAUUGAACGUAUGAAACAAACUCGAUCUGCUCGUUUCAUUACAUUUUUUAGCUCUGUUUUUUUGCAAGAAUUGAAUACUGUGAGAUUAAACUUACCCUUCGCUUUCGAUGUGAGAUUAAACUUACCUUUCUGUGUUCAAAAAUAAAAUGGCACGACACUAGGUCCCGAACCGUGGCAGUACCAUGGAGCUGCGUUCGAUCUACGUGAUCGCUAUGCAAUGUAAAUUUCCUGUACAUGUACAAAAUGCAUGACAAAUUUCGCUAACUUGCAGAGGCCAACUUGUCAUGCUGGACUAGGAUCGAAGGCAAGUUUUGUCAUGCAGAAACCGCGUUUGUACGUGCACAGGAAAUUUACUGUGGAUAAUCGCCGAGAAGAUGAUCGAAGUGUUGGAACAGUUGCACAAGGUGAAGGUUUAUCAAAUGCAAAAAUGUCUGGGUCUGGAAGGAUGUACUAACUUGUGAUGCGCAUUUCAGAACACACAAAAAUCUCUGAUGCAUAGGCAGCAAAAGCUGCUCACUUUCUGUCACCAAAAUGGGGGAUUGUCAUGCGGAUUCGGCAUUGCGGAAGCUUCUCGAAGCCUGUGAUGCUAGAGCUUCCAUGCCAGACCUUCUGUGUCAUGCAGAAACACCAUGAUUCUUCCAGACCCAGACAUUUUUACAUUUGAUAAGGUCCUCCACCACGACGUGAAGCCGCAGAACGUCGUCUUUCGCGAUCGUAAUCGCACCUUGGAAACGGACGUGGUCACCAAUUCUGAUCAACUGGCGCUGAUCGACCUGGGUAUGAGCUACUUCGUCGCCGAAAAUACCAAGCCCAAGAGGCACUGCCGGUUCUGUGGCAGCAUGGAUUACAGUUCCAGGGCGUCUAGGUAGGAUUUUUGUUGAGAUCAUGUUGGUCGGUUGAGAAGUUCUCUUCGCCUGGUUGGCUGUUUGUCAGCACAAGGUUCUCAUUCAUAAAGGUGCAAAACUUGAAGAAGGUUUCACCAUUUCAUUAUCAGGUACCGUUGCCAGCCAUCCCGUCGCGAUGACUUGGAAUCUUUGUCCUACCUGCUUUUGUGGUUGGUGAUGGGUAACCGUAGUUUCAAGGCCUGGAGGUCCGCGGUUCUGGAACCCUACUGGGAGAUGCUGUCUGUGCUGUUUGAGGACAAGGUAAUAUUUGACUCCUCCUUUUUCAGAGUGUGUUGGUGCGUAUAAUUGUGAGUGCACGUAGCGAAUAAUUUAUCUGCCUACUUAUUCGUCUGAUGAAUGUAGCAAGGUCCCGCCGACAUGAUUCUUAUCGAGUUAGUUUUAGUGAAGAAAAAUUUCGUACUACUUCUCUCCAGGUCGACAUUGCGGAGAUUCUUGCCAACCCGUCCCGUAACGCGACCCCGUAUGCCGCUGCGCUGCAGCGCACCAACGACGAAACCAAGGUUUUUAUCCGCCGGUCUGCCGUGCAGAACUCCAAGAAGCCGGACAAAAAGUGCGAUUUGGGCUUGUUCCAAACCACCAUGACUACGCGCCCGGACGAUCUCAUCGAGGGGAAUUUGCCGAAGCUGAAUCGUGAAAAGGUAUGAUAAAGUCGCUGAAUGAGAAUGUGAACAUGGUUCGUGAACAUGGUUCGAGGCUGUAUCGCUUCUGACUGUUGAAUGCGGGGGGACGAUUUUAGAAGGUAGAAGUUGACAACAUUCCUGAGCAUGGGGGUGACUAAUAUCGCUCCCCGAAAAUAUACGUUAAAAAAAAUCCAGGUCCCAGAAAAGCUGCUGUACUUUGUGCUGUACUGCCAGACCUUGGAAUUUGCGGAGAUUCCGAACUACACCGGGUUGAAGGCCAUGUUCCACCGAUCCUCCCACUCCGAAGGCCAGGAACUGACCAUCGCGCAGUCCAACGCGGAGGAGAUCCCGCUGUUCGUCAUGAACCGCAUGCACACCCACUGCAUGGUCAAGGACCAUUUCUCUGCCGCUGCGCACGCGAGUCAGGUAUACUUGUUUUUUCCUUCUUAGAUGGGGCACGAUCACGAAUGUAAAUGUUAAAGCUGAUCUACUGUUGUAAAAAUUUGAUGCAAACUACAUUUCAUUUGUUUUUGUCGAUACCAAUCGGCAAAAAAAAAACGCAAUACAGCCUACCGCGAACUCCUCUAACUCCUGGCAUUCAAUGCGUCAGCCCAGCGGUGAUGUGAGUCGUGAUGAGUCCUGUGGUAUGGCCCCGCCCGCGAUGGUUUCCCGCGAGAACCCUUUUUCCCUCGCGAAACCCAGCUACCACGGCACAACGGCCGCUUCUCAGCAGCAGGCUAGCAACAUUGGAACCAACACCGGAAACAACACUGCCGGCGUUCCUAUGGAGGGCGUCGUGGCCACGCACGCGCAGCAGAACAAUGUGAUGAUCAACCAGUUUUUUCAGCAGCAAGGCAACGACCAGCAGAUGGGAAACACGGCUGCUGCCGCUUCCUCGUCGAACAACAACUUGUUCAGCAUGAACAUGCAGGGCGGGAACAAUUUCAUGGCGUCGAACGGUAGUGGUCAUCAACAUCAUCAGCAGUACCAGCAGCCGACGCACCUCAACAUGCUGAACUACAAUCAGCAAACCGCCAGCUCCUCGAGCUUCGCAGGAAACAACAACAUGCAGUUUCAGCAAGGAAAUAACAUCAGCCAGCAGCAGGCAACCCUCACUUCGCAGCAACAGGAAGUGAAUUUGCAAGAGUCGCUGCGCCGGCGCGCGGAGUUCGCCAGUGUCCGCAAUGGGCCGACGGGAAGGAAUCCCUACGUAAAGUUUGUCAGUCCCCACGACGACGAAACGUACACUCUGAAUGAUGAACAGCCGAGACGGAUGGGCGCGAACCCGAACGGAGCGAACGGUUCCGAGCAGUUCCAAGUCAAACAGCAGAACUUCAUCCUCGGCACCUCGCCCAUGGCCAAGAAACCCUUCCUGUCCACGCGUGGGGCGUGAGUUCAGUUCAGCAGUGGGAUUCUUCAGGAGGUCAACAUCUCGCUGGAAGGGAAAAACGAAUUCAAGACAAAGUUUGUUUGUAUGAUCGAUGUAGAAGUUUUGCAUCCUUCUUCUGUUUCGAUUUCAACUUUAGUGUGGUAUCAAUGCAAAUCGUUCCGUUUCUCUUUCUUUGAUCGUUAAGGGGAGGUUCAGUAAUGUUUCGUCCUGUACAUUUUUUAAGUCGCAGUUUCAAGAGGAAUCUUACUUGUAGUCACCCGAAAAAAUAAGUAGUCUCGUUGAUGUUCUUUACACGUGGGAAAAAAUAAACAGUUUUUAACUUUAUGCAUGGCGUGAAGGAGGUUCGGCCAGUUAGAGGAAAAUGCACAACUCUAUCCUGGACAAAGUUGGCGAAUCCGGAGAAAAGUUAUGGUGGGUUUAUUAUCAGACGUUCUUCUAUCAGACAGUCACAGUUUUUUACCUUUUUUUACAUUCUUCUAUUCACCGUGACGUAGCUCUAUUCGUAGAGAAGUCUCAUUAUUCGUUUAACUUUUACAGAUUUUGCACAGUUAUUUUCACAUAGAAUUGUAUAUGAGUCAGUAAUAUUCUUUUCGCAUAGGAGUUGAUUCUUUUUUUCACUUUAGAAAUUCUUUUCCCUGUACCUAUUUUGUCUUCUUUUCCUGUAGCUCUAUUGUUUGGGAUGGAGAUUUCAUGAUCACUACUCUAAAACCUGUACGCUUUUUAUUGUACACUUAGUCGUUGUUUCUUGUGAAUUUUUCAUCCGCUAUCCAAGUCAGCAUUCUAUUCACUGCCUAGGAGCAGUCGCGGUCGCACGAUGGGGCACCUGCAGCUUGGGGAAAAAUGCAAGUGAUUUUCGCUGUUCGAAGUUCGAGUAAGUACCACCAACAUGAUGCUGAUUCUCCUUGUCGUUCUCUUUUCCA
Molecule: messenger RNA, 6094 nt
Organism: Amoebophrya sp. A120
Lineage: Eukaryota; Dinophyceae; Syndiniales; Amoebophryaceae
Source: the annotation of a GenBank genome assembly